Molecule: messenger RNA, 1395 nt
Organism: Cryptomeria japonica (Japanese cedar)
Lineage: Eukaryota; Viridiplantae; Streptophyta; Pinopsida; Cupressales; Cupressaceae
Exons: 3
Coding region: 159-962 (267 amino acids)
Source: RefSeq, a predicted model, not a curated record
CAUAAUAUCUAUUGCACUUUUUGCUAAUAUUCUAGUAACUAAUAAAAUGCAGCCCCUACGAUACUAACGGUAACACAGUCUUUCAUAAGUGCAAAUCAAACGCGAGGACCAGCAGCCUUGGGCGUUCAGAAAGCUGUUAAGAAUCCUCGUUAUCAUAAAUGAAGCCUUACCGACGAGAUCAUUUCAUCUCUUCUUUACGACAGGUAGAGCGCAGGAUUACAUCAGAAUGCCCAUCCAAAGGAAUCCCAAACAAGGGAAAACUGAAUUUAGGAAACGCAAAUGAGGGUUUUGGAAGAAACCCCGACAAGAAUUUUUCAAGAAACUUUGAUGUUUCUCCUGCCAAAAGACAAAAAAUGAUUACAAAUUCGGAAGAAAAACCUGUACCCACUCCUCCGAAAUUUGAAAAUGACAGCAAGGAAAUUCAGUCGAGCAUGGCAUCACCAAAUACACAAUUCAGUUUCGGGUCGCCAAUUCUGGGCUAUAGGGCACAGGUCUUCAUGGACGCCUCGUCCUCUUCAGGUGAGAGUGAGGCAGCUGCAGAAUUUCUUUCUCAUCCUUCUAAUCAAAUGUGGAUGAAUUCAUCAGAAGAACCAGAGACUGAAACCUGGGACGAGUGCCUAGAUAUUGGUGAUAGCAAAUAUUAUACAGAGAGAGAAUCUGGAGGUUUUGACGACAUAGUUGACCUAUGUAAGCUUUUGAAGCUUGAUGGGGACUGUUUACAGGCACCCCAAAAAUCUCAUCAGUCCCUUGAGAUGGAUGAACCCAGCAGGGUUCAUAUGGAGUAUCAAAUCUCUACGUUCUAUUCUAAAGUUGCACAGGUGAAGGGGCCGAAAUCAGAGGAGGAAGUUAAAGCUUUGGAUGCAUGGAUCCAUCAUUUUGUAGAUCGGAAGAAGGAACCAUUCAGACUAGCUCACCUUCUCCUUACCAAGGCUGCUUCACAACAUAUAUUAGAUAAUAAAUGAUGCUGCGGUGGAUAUUCUCCUUUUGCGCUUGAAGAAGGAAGGAUCACGUAAGAAAUAACUGGAGAUCAAACUGAAGAGGAGCUGAGCAAGUGCAAGGUACGGCAUGGGCGGAGCAGCCAAGCAACACUACUGAAGUUUAACUUUAGUGGGCAUUGAAUUCGCAAAACACCGCCACGACAUGCAAAGACUGUGGUUCGGUUUAGAUCCACGUUUCCUGCAGCCAAGCUCUAGUUAUCUUCUUUAUCAGUCAAUCAUCCGCCUCUUCUUCUGGGCGUGAUUUGUGUUGUCUAUUGUAGUUGAUCUUCUCUUUAUUAAUAAGUUCUUCCUUUUUCUUAGAGGUUAGACAGAAUAGAAAGGAAUAGAGCAGAGAAUUUUGAUAAGCAUUCUUAAGUUUCUUUUCAAAAUAUGUAAUCAUUUUCAGGAAGCAAUGGAU